Molecule: messenger RNA, 2203 nt
Organism: Danio aesculapii
Lineage: Eukaryota; Metazoa; Chordata; Actinopteri; Cypriniformes; Danionidae
Gene: kcnq1.2
Product: potassium voltage-gated channel, KQT-like subfamily, member 1.2
Exons: 19
Coding region: 1-2112 (703 amino acids)
Biological process (GO): transmembrane transport; potassium ion transport
Cellular component (GO): membrane
Molecular function (GO): voltage-gated potassium channel activity
Source: RefSeq, a predicted model, not a curated record
AUGUACCAUCCGACCCCUAUGCUGUCCCGCGGUCGCACAUUCGGCUGGUCAUCUUCCAGCUCCAGCAUCAAACUGAAGCAAAACGGUCAUGAAUUCCCAAACCAGAGCUCCUUUCACAGCCUGGAGGAGGCAGCAGUGUCCAGCGCGUCCCGCUCUCCUGUUUCACUGGAACUGGAGCCCGUGGUGAAUAAUGGAUCAAGCGCACCCGUCGCUCCAGGUGGCCACACAAAAGAGGCACCGGCCCACAGCGAGUGCCGCCAGCCCCUCUCCAUCCACAGCGGGCCCGGAGAGACGCUAGCCACUGCACGCUUCACGCACAGCCCUUACCACGCCAAGACUAGCAUGCAGGGUGAUGUGUACAACUUCCUAGAGAGACCCGCCGGCCUGAGGUGCUUCCUGUAUCACUUCCUUGUGUUCCUGAUGGUCCUGGUGUGUCUGAUCUUCAGUGUGUUGUCCACCAUUGAACAGUAUGCAGACUUCGCCACAGGAUCUCUCUUCUGGAUGGAGAUUGUGCUGGUGGUGUUUUUCGGAACGGAGUAUGUGGUCCGGCUCUGGUCUGCAGGCUGCCGGAGCAAAUAUGUGGGGAUUAAAGGCCGUCUGCGCUUCAUCAGGAAACCCAUCUCCAUCAUAGAUCUAAUCGUGGUCGUGGCAUCUGUUGUUGUUCUGAGCGUCGGCUCCAAUGGACAAGUGUUUGCCACGUCUGCAAUCAGAGGGAUCCGCUUCCUCCAGAUCUUGCGGAUGCUGCAUGUGGAUCGACAGGGAGGAACGUGGAGGCUUCUGGGAUCAGUGGUUUUUAUCCAUCGGCAGGAGCUGAUCACCACGCUGUACAUCGGGUUCCUCGGUCUGAUCUUCUCAUCAUAUUUUGUGUAUUUGGCUGAAAAAGAUGCAGUAGAUGAAGAGGGGAAGACGGGUUUUUCCAGCUACGCUGAUGCUCUUUGGUGGGGCGUGGUUACUGUGACCACGAUCGGCUACGGAGACAAAGUCCCUCAGACGUGGAUCGGGAAGGCCAUCGCCUCCUGUUUCAGCGUGUUUGCCAUCUCCUUCUUCGCUCUGCCUGCGGGCAUUCUGGGAUCUGGUUUUGCUCUUAAAGUCCAACAGAAACAAAGGCAGAAACAUUUCAACCGUCAGAUUCCAGCCGCGGCCUCUCUAAUACAGACGCUGUGGAGAUGCUACGCUUGUGAAAAGUCAGACGGCUGUACGGCUACCUGGAAGAUGUACGUGCUGACAGGCGACUACAUUCCCAUUAUAAACUCCGAAAACUCCAGUCCGGGAAACUUCAGACGGCUGAGUAAACGCUACAAACGCAAACCCAAAUCCCUGCGGGACAACGGCUCUCUGGGUCCUGCUGGAGAACGGGCUCUGUCUAUCCCGCAGAUCACUUACGACCACAUCGAGGAUAAAGACGCUGUGUUUACAGACGACUCUACAGGAAUUGCAAAACUUUUCCGCUCAUCAGACCGUCAGCGCUCGUGGUCCGCUUUCACUCUCAGCUGUCCUUCUUCCCCAGUGAAGAAAAAGCUUGACGGGCCGGACAUCUCUCGAAACAACAGUCUGGUGGAUGAGCUAGAUUUCACCGCUGAAGACAUUCCUCUGCCUGUGGUUACAGACGCCUCACAUCUGUUGAGAAGCCCGUUUGUGGCAAAGGAGGAAGAGUCAGUCUCUACUCAGCACCUGAACACUAGCAGACUUUCCCAUGCGCACAGAUCCGCCAUCAAGGUCAUCAGACGCAUGCAGUAUUUUGUGGCUCGGCGGAAAUUUCAGCAAGCGAGGAAACCGUACGACGUGCGGGACGUGAUCGAGCAGUAUUCACAGGGACACCUCAACAUGAUGGUGCGCAUUAAAGAGCUACAGAGAAGGCUGGAUCACACACUUGGGAAACCCGGAAUGUUCCUCCCAGAGAAAGGUGUGGAGAAGGAGUAUUAUACAGUAGGAGCCCGACUGAUCCGUCUAGAAGAUAAGGUGCUCCAGAUGGACGUGAAGCUGGAGAACAUUCAGAAGAUCCUGCUGGAGCAUUUCCAGCCCAGACCCGAGCUCCUCCAGAGGCCGAGUCCGCUGAGCUCGCGGGUCACCGUCAUGAAGAGACUGGGCGUCAGUAUGGAUGAGACCCAAUGAAGCGCUCACAGAGUCAAACACCGAGGGAAACAAACACAGGCCCAAACCAGGAGCCUGACCAUUACCCUUUCUGAACAUCAUAUGAGUGUGG